UUUGAGGGACAAUGAAGUUCAGAACAGGACAGGCACUGGGCACCAUCCCCAGGCAGCACAAAGUUCUUCUGUUACUGCUAUUGGGCCUAGUGGAUGGUGUCCAGCAUGUACUUUCUCCCAGCUCUGCACAAAGGAGCAGAGCCAUGGGCCCAGGAGCUUCAGUGGGAAGCAGAAGGCCUAGUCUGUGGACUCAGCCAGGCAGAUGGUUAUUCCAGGCCAUCCCACGGGGAACAGGGCCUAGAUGCUGGCCCCAUGGGUUUACAUCUAAGCCACAGUCGUGGUAUAUCUUUGGUGGUGGGACCCAGCUCACAGUCCUAGGUCAGCCCAAGUCUGACCCCUUGGUCACCCUGUUCCUGUCUUCCAUGAAUGAUCUCCAGGCCAACAAGGCCACACUGGUGUGUCUGGUGAGCGAAUUCUACCCAGGUACUUUGGUGGUGAACUGGAAAGUAGAUGGAAUCCCUGUCACGAAGGGUGUAGAGACAACCCAACCCUCCAAACAGACCAACAACAAGUACAUGGCCAGCAGCUACCUGACACUGGCAUCUCACCAGUGGCCAUCUCACAGCAGAUACAGCUGCCAGGUCACUCAUGAAGGGAGCACCGUGGAGAAGAGCAUGUCACCUGCUGAGUGUUCUUAGACCCUGAUCCCCAGUGAAGA
This is a messenger RNA of Phodopus roborovskii (desert hamster), 658 nucleotides long. RefSeq names its product immunoglobulin lambda-like polypeptide 1. Gene Ontology annotation, biological process: peptide antigen assembly with MHC class II protein complex; positive regulation of T cell activation; immunoglobulin production involved in immunoglobulin-mediated immune response. The record is from RefSeq and is a predicted model, not a curated record. NCBI's taxonomy places the organism in Eukaryota, Metazoa, Chordata, Mammalia, Rodentia, Cricetidae. Gene Ontology annotation, molecular function: MHC class II protein complex binding. Bases 12 to 638 code for a protein of 208 amino acids. The transcript is spliced from 4 exons. Gene Ontology annotation, cellular component: MHC class II protein complex.